AUGGUUAAAUCAAGUGGUUUGAUGCCGUUCUUGGCGAUGGUGUUGGUGCAAAUUGGUUACGCUGGCAUGAACAUUACGUCCAAGAUGGCCAUGGAAUCCGGCAUGAAGCCUCUCAUUCUCGUCGCUUAUCGCCAAAUCUUUGCCACUAUCGCCACUUUUCCGGUCGCAUUUAUUCUUGAACGGAAGACAAGACCCAAGAUCACAAUAAGGGUUCUUCUCCAAAUCUUCUUAUGCUCAAUUACUGGUGUGACCGGAAACCAAGUGCUAUACUUCGUAGGACUUCAAAACUCAUCUCCGACCAUUGCUUGUGCCUUAACUAAUCUCUUACCAGCCGUCACUUUCCUCCUCGCCGCAAUCUUCAGACAAGAAGCCGUAGGGAUAAAAAAACCAUCAGGACAAGCCAAAGUGGUAGGAACAAUAGUAUGUGUGGUCGGAGCCAUGGUUCUAUCCUUCUACCAUGGUCACACCAUUGGUAUUGGAGAGUCCAAGAUCCAUUGGACCUAUGGUCAAAACAUCACGAGCCAUGGCACCAAUUCCACCGGUUCUUCUAACUUCUUCUUGGGACCUUUCUUAAUCAUGGCUGCUGCAGUUUCUUGGGCCGUUUGGUUCAUUAUCCAGACAAAGAUGAGUGAAACAUUUGCAGCACCAUACACAAGCACACUCUUAAUGUGUUUGAUGGGAAGUAUCCAAUGUGGAGCAAUCGCUUUGACCUCUGAUCAUAAACUCUCUGAUUGGUCUCUCACCUCUCCUCUCCGUCUAGUCUCAGCCCUUUACGCGGGAGUGGUGGCGUCUGCGUUAGCGUUCUGCUUAAUGUCAUGGGCGAUACAGAGGAAAGGUCCUCUUUACGUCUCUGUUUUCAGUCCUUUACUUCUCGUAGUCGUCGCGAUUUUCAGCUGGUCUCUUCUUGACGAGAAACUCUACACCGGCACGUUUAUGGGAUCAGCACUUGUGGUUAUUGGGCUGUAUGGAGUUUUGUGGGGGAAAGACAGAGAGAUCAGUGAGAAGGAAGAGGAAGAAGAGAACCAAAAGAAGGUGAAACAACAACACAUUGUCAAAAGAGAUAUUAAUGAUGAAGAUAUUGAAUCUAGAUUACCGGUCGGAGGAGGAGCAGCAGCUGCAGGAGGUAGUGGCAAUGGUUCUGCUAGACCUAUAUCGCCUUAA
Arabis nemorensis is the source of this 1161-nucleotide messenger RNA. The record is from the annotation of a GenBank genome assembly. Lineage: Eukaryota; Viridiplantae; Streptophyta; Magnoliopsida; Brassicales; Brassicaceae.